Molecule: messenger RNA, 405 nt
Organism: Nicotiana tabacum (common tobacco)
Lineage: Eukaryota; Viridiplantae; Streptophyta; Magnoliopsida; Solanales; Solanaceae
Source: RefSeq, a predicted model, not a curated record
AUGCGUCGACGCCCUAAGGAAACUAAAAGCAUUCUUGUCUUCGUCACCCUUACUCGCCAAAGCAGACUCAGGCGAGUGCCUCCUAGUCUACCUAGCGUAUCUGAAGUUGCGGUCCUCUACACUGAUGGUGCAUCCAACGCAUUGGGAUCGGGACUGGGACUCGUACUCAAAGUCCCAACGGGCAAAUUAAUUCGUCAAUCUGUACGAUACCCUGAAAUAACUAAUAAUGAGGCCGAGUAUGAGGCCGUAAUUGCAGGAUUGAAAUUGGCCCUCAAGCAUGGUGCUCGGUGGGUCAUCCUCUGCUGCGACUCUCAACUCAUUGUGAACCAAGUUACUGGGAAUUUCCAAAUUAAGGAGCAAAGGUUGCAGAAAUACCAAAUCGAAAUCCACAAACUACUGCCAUAA